Messenger RNA from Colletotrichum lupini, 1221 nucleotides. RefSeq lists its product as uncharacterized. NCBI's taxonomy places the organism in Eukaryota, Fungi, Ascomycota, Sordariomycetes, Glomerellales, Glomerellaceae. Bases 1 to 1221 code for a protein of 406 amino acids. The transcript has 12 exons. The record is from RefSeq and is a predicted model, not a curated record.
AUGGAGAUUCCGUCGUCUCUGGAUGCGGAUGGAUGGACAACCCUGUUCGGUCCGUGUUGUGUUGCGUUCCUAUUCUCACUCUCGUCUUUGCCUCUCCUCCACUUUCAACUACACGGCCGGAUAAGCCGAAACAACCAAAGUCGGCUCCAUCACAAUCUUACAACCUCCAGCAACCAAUCCAUCGAUUUACGGUUUUGCAAAAUUGAGCUUGCUCAUGAUCCUCGUGUCGUUGAAAACGCAAGGUUCAAGUGUCAUCUGGUUGUGUUGCUUGUAUCUUCUCGGACCAACUCCUGCGUUUUGCCUCAAUCGCCGGCGCCACCGCCGUACUGCUGCUCUGAGCCUCGCCCCGAUACAGGCAUGAUGGGCAACACCACACCAUACUUGCAUCCUCCUCCUCGUCUCGACCACUCGCCAUAUUGGGACACCCAUGUGGAUUCGACUGGUUGGGGUCCGCAAGCAAACACUCCUAACAUGGACUCUAGCUCUGGCCAUAAGAUCUAUCAGUCUGCCUUAUAUACGGUCAGGUUCAUCAUCAUGAACUCUGAUGUAGACAACCUUGAAGAGUUAUUUUCGAGUGAUUGUAUGCUUCUCAGUCACUAUUUCUUGAGAAUUACUCUCGGAAAGGGCAGCUCUACUGUUGAUUCUAACAUCGAGGCUCGGAACGUCCAUCAGAAAGAUGAAGAAAUAUAUGGUGCAGUAAGCAGUUUACAAAUUGCUUGGUUUGGUUCGCGCUGGAUUGAGACACCGCUAAAUAACUGCGGUCAGAACCUCGCAAAAUUCAUCCCCAUCAUUUGGUACUGCGCACCUUUCGAGGUGAAUGUUCUGCAGUUAAGCAUCGCGGAAUACGUGAGUGUGCUACUUGCUACCUUGCUUGAAAUGCCGCUGCUUAAACCCCCCGGGAUGCGGGUCGAACAAGGCAGGCUGCCAAACAUGCAAGACGAAGAAGCAGAAGGGGGCAAGGGAAAGCUGUGCGGUUUCACUCUAGAUGGAGCUCUCCUUUCUUCGAAAGGGUAUUAUGGCAUGAACGCAAGGAGAAAACGCAGUGGGCAAACCAAGGACUCUGCCAUGCCUCUACUGGGGAUGGAGCGAACAAACCAUGGAUGCCUAGAAACCCAAUGGAUCUCUUGCGACAACAUCAUUCUCAUGUUCUCGCGAAAACCACCCGAGGUUCAGCCCGCAGAUUCAAAGGCAUGUAACAAAAGGAAAAAAAGCCACGAAUAG